Molecule: messenger RNA, 1452 nt
Organism: Vigna angularis (adzuki bean)
Lineage: Eukaryota; Viridiplantae; Streptophyta; Magnoliopsida; Fabales; Fabaceae
Exons: 2
Coding region: 840-1418 (192 amino acids)
Source: RefSeq, a predicted model, not a curated record
ACGUUGUACUCUGUAUUUCCUUUCAAUUAAAAGGCAAGACCGACCCUUAGUCGGUGGGUUUUGAUUCUUUCGGUUUCGAAACGUGAAAGGGAGCAUGUUGUAGAGAUGGCAGACCUUCGUAACGCCAUUGAAGAUUUGAAGGAGAACAUGUCCCAUGGUGGUACGAACUCUCGACAUACCCACGGCCCAUUUCAGGUGAGAAAUGUCAAGAUUGAUUUUCCCUGUUUCGAUGGCUCGGACGUUUUACAAUGGAUUUUCAAAGCGGAGCAGUUCUUCGAGUAUUAUGCUACUCCUGAUGACUGUCGUUUAACCAUAGCAUCCAUUCAUUUUGAAAAAGAGGUUGUUCCUUGGUACCAAAUGAUGUAACACAAUAACCCCAUUCUGUCCUGGAAUACCUUAGUUCGAUCUUUAGAGCUUGAGUUUGGUCCUCCCCCUUUGAAUCACCUAGAUCCACCUUAUUUAAACUCACACAAACUGCAUCUGUAAAUGACUAUGUGCAGUUUACAGCUCUAGCUAACCGUAUUUAUGGUGUAAGCAAUGAGACCCUUCUUGAUUGUUUCAUCAGUGGGUUGAAACCAGACAUCCGUAGAGAAGUCAUAGCUCAAGCCCCAAACACAAUCCUCAAAGCCAUUUCAUUAGCCCGAUUUGAAGAGAAAUACACCUUCAAACCUAAACAAUACCCCAUCAACACUUCCAGACACUCCAACCAAACCACACCACCUUCCAAUAACCAAUCCUACACCAAUCCACCACAACAACCACUUCUCCCUACCCUAAACCAACGCCCGUCUUCCCAAACCAUUAGAACCCAUAAUGUCAAAAGACUUUCACCUGCUGAAAUGCAGUCCCGUAGAGAAAAAGGCUUAUGUUACACAUGUGAUGAACGGUUCACAGCCACUCACCGCUUUCCUAAUCGUCAAUAUUCUUUUAUCCAAGGUACAUAUGAAGAGGAGGACAAUACAGCUGCAAAGAUUCCUGAUUUAGAACAGAAUCUAGAACAUCAUCUUUCCCUUAACGCUUUGAAGGGUGCUGCUGGUGUGGGAACGAUGCGAUUCACGGGUUCAUUGCAAGGAAUGACAAUCCAGAUACUCCUGGAUAGUGGUAGUUCAGAUAACUUCUUACAACCACGGAUUGCUCAUUGCCUAAAGCUUCCUGUGGAGGCUAUGUCAUCACUUCAAGUUAUGGUAGGGAAUGGAAAUGCUAUGUCUAUCGAAGGGGUUAUAAAGGAGAUCCAAGUUAAACUACAAGGACAUACACUCAAGCUUCCAGUAUAUUUGUUAAUAGUUUCUGGUGCUAAUCUGAAUUUAGGUGUUGCAUGGCUAGCCACUAUUGGACCACACAUUGUUGAUUACAACACCCUAUCCUUAUUAUUGACUACAAGAGAGAAGGUGAAAAGAAUGGGGUAUUACCUAAGGUAGGUGGAAAAAUAAGAAAAAUAGAUAAUAUUAUUUA